AUGCCGCGAAAGACAAGCAAAGGCAUGCCAGAUGAGCACGAAUUUGCAGACCAAUUGCAGGAGUACACAAGCAGUCUGCACCACACCAAGCAGAACCGCACGCUUGUUGAUAGAGCAACGUACCAUGACCUUAUUGACUAUCUCUCUGGAGACGAUGACAACAUGCGAGAGCCUCGAUUCAGACAAUGGGCGGAUAAAUUCUUCUCACUUCGAAACGCCCCUCGUCAAGCAAAUGUGAUCGAGCUCGUUGCAGGUCCGCAAGACUUGCCUGUGGCACGCACAGAAGAUCUCUACGAGAUACUAGUCAGAGGACACUCUUCUCACGGCGGAAGAGACAAGACGAGCGCAGCCGUGAGAUCCAAAUGGUCUUACAUCCCUAAAGACGUUGUCGGUAGAUUUGUGAAGAUCUGUCCCACUUGUCAGUCUCGUCGAGCCGUCGUCAAAGCACCUCGCCUACCUGUCAGAACAUCGACGACACCCGAACCUCCCGCUCGGACAGCGUCAGCUACGACGCCACCCAUGCUCCUGCUUGGCUUACAUCACACCACGCCCUUGAUCACCCAACCUCUGGCAAACACGAUAUUGGCACCUGUACAGUCGUCAACCUCGCCUGCAAGCUCCUUGGAGCGAUUGUCAGAUGCAGUCUUUGACCGCAGAGAGUCUGUCUACUCUUACACUUCUUCAGAGGGCGACCACAGCUCUGUCGACACGUCACCACCCACGCCAUUCAAGCCCACGGCCCGAGACAAUUUUCUAUACUACUCACCAAUGUAA
Messenger RNA from Mixia osmundae IAM 14324, 774 nucleotides. RefSeq lists its product as uncharacterized. Lineage: Eukaryota; Fungi; Basidiomycota; Mixiomycetes; Mixiales; Mixiaceae. Bases 1 to 774 code for a protein of 257 amino acids. The transcript has a single exon. The record is from RefSeq and is a predicted model, not a curated record.